AUGGUGUUAAAUCCAAAUAUGAAAGAGGUCGUUAGGGAAGAAGUACUUAAACUGUUAGAUGUAGGUAUCAUCUACCCUAUUUCUGAUAGUCAAUGGGUUAAAAAUGCUUUUGUCUUUGAUAAUGAUUGCCAUGUUGCCUUUGAAAGAUUAAAAUCCCUUUUGACUAGUGCACCCAUUAUUCGCCCUCCUGAUUGGAAUAUUCCUUUUGAAAUAAUGUGUGAUGCUUCUGAUUAUGCUAUUGGUGCUGUUCUAGGACAAAGAAUUAACAAGUUACCUCAUGUAAUCUACUAUGCUAAAUUUGAUUUAGAGAUACGAGAUAAAAAAGGUUCUGAAAAUGUUGUUGCUGAUCAUUUGUCUAGAAUUGUUGUUGAGACUAAUAAUGACUCCACCACUAUAACUGAAACUUUUCCUGAUGAACAACUCAUGCAUAUAUCUUCUUUGCCUUGGUAUGCUGACAUUGUGAAUUAUUUGGUCACUGGUGAAAUUCCUUCUCAUUGGUCUAAGCAUGACAAAUCUAAAUUUUAUUCUGAAGUGAAACAUUUCAUGUGGGAUGACCCUUAUUUGUUUAAAUAUUGCCCUGAUCAAAUAAUAAGGAGAUGCAUUCCAAACUGUGAUCAACUUAAAAUCAUAUCUUUUUGUCAUGAUCAUGCAUUUGGUGUUGACUAUGUGUCUAAAUGGGUUGAAGCUGUUGCAUGCCACACAAAUGACCAUAAAGUUGUGCUUAAGUUUUUGAAAGAAAAUAUUUUCUCUCGGUUUGGCUCACCACGUGCUAUCAUUAGUGAUAACGGUACACACUUUUGUAAUAGAUCUUUUGAGCAUUUAAUGAAACAAUAUGGUAUUACACAUAAAGUCACUACACCUUAUCACCCACAAACUAGUGGUCAAGUUGAAAUAUCAAAUAGAGAAAUUAAGCACAUCUUAGAGAAAACUGUCAAUCCAUCUAGGAAAGAUUGGUGA
Messenger RNA from Humulus lupulus (European hop), 957 nucleotides. RefSeq lists its product as uncharacterized. Lineage: Eukaryota; Viridiplantae; Streptophyta; Magnoliopsida; Rosales; Cannabaceae. Gene Ontology annotation, molecular function: nucleic acid binding. The record is from RefSeq and is a predicted model, not a curated record. The transcript has 6 exons. Gene Ontology annotation, biological process: DNA integration. Bases 1 to 957 code for a protein of 318 amino acids.